Molecule: messenger RNA, 1751 nt
Organism: Myiozetetes cayanensis
Lineage: Eukaryota; Metazoa; Chordata; Aves; Passeriformes; Tyrannidae
Exons: 4
Coding region: 339-1619 (426 amino acids)
Source: RefSeq, a predicted model, not a curated record
CCGGUGCUCCCAGUUGGGAAUCACUGGGCCAAGAAGGGUACCAGAUCCUGGGAAAACCUUGGGAAAGGGACUCAGGUUGGGAAUUCCAGCUUCCCAAUCCUUGUUUCCCAUCUAUUUGUUGGUGUCCCAGUCCGGGUCCCCCCAAUCUUCACCCCCAUCCCCAGAGCUCAACUCCCAGUGCUCCCAGUUGGGAAUGACUGGGCCGAGAAGGUACCAGAUCCUGGGAAAACCUUGGGAAAGGGACUCAGGUUGGGAAUUCCAGCUUCCCAAUCCUUGUUUCGCAUCUAUCUGUUUGUGUCCCAGUCCCUGAGCUCAACUCCCAGUGCUCCCAGUUGGGAAUGACUGGGCCAAGAAGGGUACCAGAUCCUGGGAAAACCUUGGGAAAGGGACUCACUCGGGUUGGGAAUUCCAGCUUCCCAAUCCUUGUUUCCCAUCUAUUUGUUGGUGUCCCAUCCCCAGAGCUCAACUCCCAGUGCUCCCAGUUGGGAAUGACUGGGCCAAGAAGGGUACCAGAUCCUGGGAAAACCUUGGGAAAGGGACUCAGGUCGGGAAUUCCGGGUUCCCCCCCCCCAGUCUUCAUCCCCAUCCCCAGAGCUCAGCUCCCAGUGCUCCCAGUUGGGAAUGACUGGGCCAAGAAGGGUACCAGAUCCUGGGAAAACCUUGGGAAAGGGACUCACUCGGGUUGGGAAUUCCAGCUUCCCAAUCCUUGUUUCGCAUCCAUCUGUUUGUGUCCCAGUCCCUGGAAAACACCGGUCGGGAAUUCCGGGUUCCCAAUCUUCACCCCCAUCCCCAGAGCUCAACUCCCUGUGCUCCCAGUUGGGAAUCACUGGGCCAAGAAGGGUACCAGAUCCUGGGAAAACCUUGGGAAAGGGAUUCAGGUUGGGAAUUCCAACUUCCCAAUCCUUGUUUCGCAUCUAUUUGUUGGUGUCCCAUUCCCUGAGCUCAACUCCCAGUGCUCCCAGUUGGGAAUCGCUGGGCCAAGAAGGCUACCAGAUCCUGGGAAAACCUUGGGAAAGGGACUCAGGUCGGGAAUUCCGGGUUCCCCCCCAUCCCCAGAGCUCAACUCCCAGUGCUCCCAGUUGGGAAUCACUGGGCCAAGAAGGGUACCAGAUCCUGGGAAAACCUUGGGAAAGGGACUCAGGUCGGGAAUUCCGGGUUCCCCCCCGCCCAAUCUUCACCCCCAUCCCCAGAGCUCAACUCCCAGUGCUCCCAGUUGGGAAUCACUGGGCCAAGAAGGGUACCAGAUCCUGGGAAAAUUUUGGGAAAGGGACUCAGGUUGGGAAUUCCGGGUUCCCCCAAUCUUCAUCCCCAUCCCCAUCCCCAGAGCUCAACUCCCAGUGCUCCCAGUUGGGAAUGACUGGGCCAAGAAGGUACCAGAUCCUGGGAAAACCUUGGGAAAGGGACUCAGGUUGGGAAUUUCAGCUUCCCAAUCCUUGUUUCCCAUCUAUUUGUUGGUGUCCCAGUCCCUGAGCUCAACUCCCAGUGCUCCCAGUUGGGAAUCACUGGGCCAAGAAGGCUACCAGAUCCUGGGAAAACCUUGGGAAAGGGACUCAGGUUGGGAAUUCCGGGUUCCCCCCCAUCCCCAGAGCUCAACUCCCAGUGCUCCCAGUUGGGAAUGACUGGGCCGAGAAGGGUACCAGAUCCUGGGAAAACCUUGGGAAAGGGACUCAGGUCGGGAAUUCCGGGUUCCCCCCCGCCCAAUCUUCACCCCCAUCCCCAUCGCUCACCUCCCGGUGCUCCCAGUUGGGAAU